Messenger RNA from Euleptes europaea (tarantolino), 3336 nucleotides. RefSeq names its product aminoadipate-semialdehyde dehydrogenase (gene AASDH). The transcript has 14 exons. Gene Ontology annotation, molecular function: protein binding. Gene Ontology annotation, biological process: amino acid activation for nonribosomal peptide biosynthetic process. The coding region runs from base 1 to 3336 and encodes 1111 amino acids. The record is from RefSeq and is a predicted model, not a curated record. NCBI's taxonomy places the organism in Eukaryota, Metazoa, Chordata, Lepidosauria, Squamata, Sphaerodactylidae.
AUGACUCUUCAGCGGAUUGCUCAGACAGCAGCCAAUUUAUAUCCUGAGAGGAAAGCAGUGUGCUUUGAUGAGUGCAACAAUAAGAUUCCCGCUACAUACACAUACAAAACGGUUACCACCCUAGCCACAGAACUAACUGAUUUUUUGAGGGAGAAGUGUGAUCUCACUGGAAGUCUUGUGAUAGGCCUCUACUGCUAUCCAGGGAUAAAUCUGCCUUCUUGGAUUAUAGGAAUUCUCCAAGUGCCAGCUGCUUAUUCUCCUAUUGAUCCAGAUGCUCUGCCAACCCUGACUACUUAUGUUAUGAAUAAAUGCAACUUCAAAUAUGUCCUUGUAGAAAAAGACAAACUUGAUAAAUUCAAAGUCACUUUUGAACACUUGUUCUGCCACAAUUUCCUUGAAAUACAGAAUGUUGGCUUACUUCUUUUCCAAAGAAACAGCAGUAAUGUUGAUGUAAAUCUGUUGAUUGAUCAUGAAAAUGGUAAAAAUGAAAGGCCUGCAGAGACAAGUUACUGGAAGGAAAAUACUGUAGACCAGAAUGAGACAAAGCAAUCCAAAGAGCUGUUGGAUGUCAGCGAGAAAUACUCCUUAGCCUAUGUUUUGCAUACAUCAGGAACAACAGGGAUUCCCAAAAUUGUCAGAGUGCCACAUAGAUGCAUAGUACCAAAUAUUCUUCAUCUCCGAGAUCUCUUUCAAAUCACCCCAGAUGAUGUGAUAUUCAUGGCUUCUCCCUUGACAUUUGAUCCAUCCGUAGUUGAGCUCUUUGUUACUCUGGCAAGUGGGGCUUCUCUGCUUAUUGUACCCCACCUGAUUAAAAUGGUGCCCCAGGAGUUAUCUGAGGCUCUCUUUCAGCGCCACAGAGUAUCUGUAUUACAGGCUACACCAACACUUCUGAGAAGAUUUGGAGUUCAGCGAAUCAAGUCAACUAUUCUGUCUGCCAGUACUUCUCUGCGAGUCUUAGCACUUGGUGGAGAAGAAUUUCCUGGCUUGAAUGUGCUGAGAAGCUGGAAGGGAAAAGGAAAUAAAACACAAGUGUUCAAUAUCUAUGGCAUUACAGAAGUCUCUUGCUGGGCCACAUGCCACAAGAUCCCUGAAGUGUCGCUUGGUUCUGAUCACCGAUUUGAUUCCCUUGUACCAUUGGGAACCCCGUUAUCUGGAACAAGAGUUGAAGUUAAAGAUUCCAGUGGUUCGGCCAUUCUGGAAGGUGAAGGUCAAGUGUUUAUAGGAGGUGAAGAACGUGUCUGUUUCCUUGAUGAUGAAGUAACAUUGCCUAGGGGCACAAUGAGAGCAACUGGAGAUUUUGUGAGAGUUAAGGAUUCUGAAAUGUUUUACUUGGGGCGGAAGGACAAUCAGAUUAAGCGACAUGGCAAGAGACUAAAUGUUGAGCACAUUCGGCAGCUUGCAGAAGACAACUGUCAAGUGGAAGCCUGUGCAGUGAUAUGGUACCAACAAGAAAAAUUAAUUCUGUUUGUUGUGCCCAAAGGCAGUUUUGAAGGAGGAGAUCUUUUCAGAAAACUCCAGGAAUAUCUCCCCAGCUACGCAGUCCCAGAUGAGCUUUUGUUGAUUGAGACUUUGCCUUUUACAUCGCAUGGCAAAAUUGAUGUGUCUGAGCUGAACAAGGUCUACAGCAGCCAUCUGAAUUCCAGGAGGUGUGAAAGGAAGCUGAAUCAGAGAGAAGAAUUGUGGGAAAGACUGCAAUGGUUCUGGAAGCGUCUUCUGAAUCUUCCAGAUGAUUCCAGCAGCAUUUCAGAAGAUUCAUUGUUUUUGAACAGUGGUGGAGAUUCUUUAAAGUCAUUACGCCUCCAUGAUGAAAUUGAAAAUCUGGUUGGCAGGACCGUUCCUGGCCUCUUGGAAGUUAUUCUCAGUCACUCCAUUGCUGAAGUCUACAAACAUGUCCUAAAAACUGCUUUUCCAAAUGAAGAUCAAAAGUUAAGUCACGACAGUUCUGUGAAAAGACAACGAAGAGACAGUAGUGGAGAGGAGCCACGUAGAAAGUGUGUGGAGCCAAAAGCUGGAGGGUCCCUAAAAAGUGAUGCGCACAAUGUUGGAUUUGUUGCAGUGAGCCGUGGAAAUCGAUUAUGGUCUACUGAGGAACACCUGAAGAACCAGUGUAAUGCAGGAAUUCAGCUAAGAGAACUGAUGCCCACUUCACCUAUUGUAAGUGAAGAAGGAAGGGAUGAAGUUUCAAAGCAUAAUGAAACAAUUGCCAGCAAUGCAAAUAGAACAGAAGUUAAUUCUGUGCAACAAACUCACCUAAAAGAGAACCUUGGAAGAACUGCUGGAAAGUUGACAUUAGACGUAAGGUGGAAGGCAGACUUGGGCAAGUGUGUAGAUGCAUCUCCUCUGGUUGUAAUACCAACCAUUGACCAGAUAUCUGCCUCUGUAUACACUGGAUCUCAUUCUCAUGUGAUUCAAGCAGUUGACCUGUAUUCUGGAAAAGUGAAGUGGGAGAGAUGUCUUGCAGAUCGUGUAGAGUCCUCUGCCUGUGUGUCUAUGUGUGGAAACUUCAUAAUUGUUGGGUGUUAUAAUGGGUUAGUAUAUAUACUCAGAAGCAGUAAUGGGGAAAUACACUGGACAUUUGCGGCGAAAGAUGCUGUGAAAAGUUCUGCAGCAAUGGAUCCUUCCACUGGGCUGGUCUUCAUUGGAUCUCACGACCAACAUGUAUAUGCUCUAGACAUUUAUAAGGAAGAAUGUGUCUGGAAGUUACACAGUGAAGCCGGAGCUGUAUUUUCCUCUCCUUACCUAAAUCUCUUGCCACACCACCUAUAUAUAGCUACACUCGGAGGGAUGCUGCUAGCUGUAAACCCCGUUAUGGGGAGUCCGAUCUGGAAAAGUGUUUGUGGAAAACCUGUCUUUUCAUCACCACAUUGCAACAAGGACUCUGUGUGCGUUGGAUGCGUAGAUGGAAAUUUUUACUGCUUUAGCCACUUCGGACAAAAGGUUUGGCAGUUUUCCACUAAUGGACCAAUUUUUUCAUCACCAUGCAUUUCCAGUUUUACUAGAGAAGUAUUCUUUGGCUCCCAUGACCACUUUAUUUACUGCUGCAAUAUGGAAGGUACUUUAAUGUGGAAGUUUGAAACCACAUCAACUGUCUACGCAACACCAUUCGUUUUCCACAGUCGUGACUUGGAAGAUAAAACACUUCUGGCAGUCAUAUCUACAGAUGGCAGAAUAUGGAUCUUGAACGCUAAAACUGGUGUGGUCGAAGGUUCAGGGAAACUUCCAGGAGAAGUGUUUUCUUCUCCUGUCAUAUGGGGAACUAAGCUUGUUGUUGGCUGUAGAAAUAACUAUGUUUAUUGCUUGGAUUUAUGUAUAUCGAAAAACAAUGAGACCGUCUAA